Messenger RNA from Lasiosphaeria miniovina, 1209 nucleotides. Its product is annotated as thioredoxin-like protein. Gene Ontology annotation, cellular component: cytosol. Gene Ontology annotation, molecular function: protein-disulfide reductase activity. Bases 131 to 793 code for a protein of 220 amino acids. The record is from RefSeq and is a predicted model, not a curated record. NCBI's taxonomy places the organism in Eukaryota, Fungi, Ascomycota, Sordariomycetes, Sordariales, Lasiosphaeriaceae. The transcript is spliced from 3 exons.
GCAACUCGCGCUUUCAUCCCGUUGAUAUUGCCCUCUUCUACACGUAGGACAGAUCGCCAGAUCGCCAGAUUGCGACAUCCUCACUACAUCGACAUUCGAUCUCCAGCAACGUCCCCGCCAAAUUUCCAAAAUGAGCCCAACAGUCCACAUCGAAUCGUCGUUGCAAUGGAACUCCAUCAUAGGCUCGUCAGCUGUUGUCAUCGCUGACUUUUAUGCAGACUGGUGCGGGCCCUGCAAGAUGAUUGCGCCAACUUUUGAGUCGCUCUCGACCAAGUACUCGAAGCCCAAGAAAAUCACGUUUGUCAAGGUCGACUGCGAUAGGCAGGGCGAAAUAUCACAGCGGUACAGCGUUCGCGCCAUGCCAACCUUCCUCAUCUUCCACAACGGCUCCGUCAUUCAAACGAUCCAGGGAGCCAGCCCGCCAGCCCUUGGUGCCGCUGUCGACAAGGCCGUCAAGCUGGCCGGUGCCAGUCCCGCUCCCGGUGCUGUGUUCGGGAACAAGGGGCAGAGGCUCGGAGGCGCCGGCAUCACCAGCCAGACAACCGGCGCCACCGCUAGGACCUCACUAUCUCGGCCAAUCAUGUGGGACUUGAAUAAGUUCCUUGGCGCAAUAACAGCAUUCAUUGGCUUGUAUUUCGUCUCGCUAUUCUCUCUUGACCCCUACAUGUCGGCCAAAAGUUCACCGUUCAACAAGAAUCGGCCGCCGCUGGUGGUCCAGGGAGGCACGGCCGGCCAGAAACUAGCGGCGCGCGCAGCAACAUUCAAGACGUUGGCUGAUUUAGGCAGCGAGUAAACGAGAGGGUAUAGGCAGUGCGCACUUGAUUUUGAUGGAAGCGGGAGUUUGGGCAUCUUUUUCUCGAGGACGGCGGUAUUGAUUUACGCGUGGCUGAGGUACCUAAGUUACAGAUGGUUCCUUUAUAUCUUGUGGUGUUCAUUAUUAGAAACAAAAAAUCUCGAUACAGUACAUCUCUCAAGGAGAGGCGAACCGGCACUUAAGGUAGAGUGAAGUAUCUCUACAUGUUUAGCAAGUUAUUUAGGUAUCUAGUGAUUACUGAGAAUGGGGGAAGGGUGGGUUAAUUGCCACUUACGGAGAACCUGGUAGGGGGUGCACGAUGGGCUGGCUUGUCACGUGGUCCCAGCUGUUACGCGAUAAUUCAGCGAUUCCCCCGAGCGCGAGCUUGGACAUUGAAAUAGAAAUUCCUUUUUUGA